This is a messenger RNA of [Torrubiella] hemipterigena, 2425 nucleotides long. The record is from the annotation of a GenBank genome assembly. Lineage: Eukaryota; Fungi; Ascomycota; Sordariomycetes; Hypocreales; Clavicipitaceae.
AUGGAAUAUUCCUACUCUGCUCCGGCAAAACCCCACAUGUAUAAGGCAGCGUCCGCCGCCGACCACCGACAUCGUCGCUCCACGCCGUCGCAACAUCACGACUACUUUGCGCACCUCCAGCAGCAGUACCACGCCAGCCACGACCUGCUGUAUUCACUGUGGCCCUCUGUAGAGCCCAACUACGAGGCCUUCUUCUCCCCGCCGGAUUUCAUGUCGCCCGUCAUCACCGUUGCGCCGGAGGAGCUGAUGCCGGCUGCUCCUCCUCCUCAGCCUGCUGUUGCUGCUCCUGCGCAGCCUACUCGCGCCUAUGUCUGCGCUAUCUGCGGAAAUAAAUACCAGAGAAAUACGCAUCUUCGCCGCCAUGAAGCUACACACAGCAAUGUAAACAAGUUCAAGUGCCAGUACUGCGACAAGGAGUUCUCUCGCGGUGAUGUCUGCAGAAAACACUCUCUCAAUUGUCCCAAAAAGGACAGCCCGCUGCAGCCGCCCGAGCACCGCCGGGGCCGCAAGCCCACUGCAUGCGAGGCUUGCUUCCACAGCAAAGUCCUGUGCGACAAGAAGAUGCCCUGCUCGCGCUGCGCUAUCCGAAACGUCCCUUGCCGCCCUCGUGAUGUCCCAGAGCACUCGUUUUCCGCUUCUUCUUCGGAGGCAGCGAGUUCCUCGUCGCCGCUGCCGCCUGACCUGCCCUUCCUGCGCGGCAUCAUGGACCCUACCAAGCAUAGCAUGCUCGAGUAUUUCCACACAAGCAAGGAAGAGGCCGUGAAUGAAGAGGUUCCCGAGUCGGAUUGCAACUUGCAGCCUCAUCACGCCAAAAAGACGAUCCAAAGCCAACAACAACAGCAGCAGCAACAACAGCCACACGAUAUGCCCAGCUUUGACGACAUCAUGGGCAUCUUCCCCUCCAACUACUCCUCCAUGCUCGACGACGCCUACCACAGCUUUGUCCCCGACGACGACUUUGACAUCAUGUCCAUCUCGGAUAAAUCGCCAGUGCCCAUUCUCACCGACUCCGGCUUUGAGCUGCUCGAGGCUCGCUCAAUGACUCUGGUGCAGGACUUGCACGCCAUCCACACCCAGCUCUACAACACCGAUCCUACCUACGAUCUCGACUUUGAUGUGGCCGCUGCCGAGUCGGUGCUGUGUGCAGAAAACAUGCGCAGCUUCAUUGCCACCUUUUUCCGCCUCAGCCACGUCCACUUCCCCAUUGUCCACUAUCCCACUUUUGGCACCCAAGAGACCAUCAAGUCUUUACUGCUUAUUAUUGUUGUUGCUGGUGCCUACAGAUCGCCACCCCUCGACGAUGCCCUCGACUGCCAGAGCUAUCUUCGGCUGGCCGAAGAAUACGUCUUCAAUGAGCUCGAGCAGGCCGUGCAGACAUCAGACAUCCACCAGCCGUCGCCAGAGGUGCUCCAGACACUGCAGGCCGGCAUCAUUGCCAACUAUUUGCUGUGUCUAAGCAAUAAUAUCCCCGGCCGCAAGAGGACACACACAGAGCGUCUUCCGAAAAUGGUUGCAGCCGUGCGUCACUUUGGCCUCUGCAAUAUGCGCCAUGUGCCUGGUGUAGACUGGGAAAAGUUCAUCUACAACGAAACCUGCAUCCGAGUCGCAACAUGGGCAGCCGCCGCAGACUGGCAUCAUUCGUGCCUCUUUUACCAUCCUGCCGUCACCAGCGUUACCGAGAUGAAGGGCAACUUUCCCUGCCACCGUGAACUCUGGGAUGCUCCCGACCGGACAUCGUAUAUUCUGCACAAAGAGCGCCUCGAUUCAAAGCCUGGGUUGCAGACGCUGCAGCUGACACACUCUAUGAGCGACUUUGUCCGCUGCAUCAUGAAUGACCAAUGGUCGCUGGUCGACGAUCUUCACCCAGACGCCCUCACCAUUGAGACUCUCUACUACGUUUCCGUCUGUCUCAGCGGAAUGGCCAUCGCCGCCUCCCAGAUGAUGGUUCUCCCUGCCUCCGCAACCGCAUUAAGGCGAGCCUGCGCUCGAUGGCAGAAGAUGUGGGAUAUUGUCGUGGCCAAACUCGAUCGUAAAACCCUUCUCAAAGCAGGCAUGGCCCGUCAUUCCUGCGAAAACAUCCAGCUCAUGCUCAUCAUCAUCGAUGCAAGCCUCACCGGCCGAGACAACGUCUUCCUCGGGACCAUUGCCCAUCAUACCCUCGAAAAUCUUCAUACUUUUCUCCUGCGAGAAAUCAACCGCACACCUGACAGUUCAAAAUCUCCUCCUUAGCUCCUGUUUCACUAGCCUUACGCCCUCAUGACCGCAUGCAACUGUCCCUGCCAAAAAACGAACCGCCUGCUUCUGUACGAUAUCUGGUAUAUUAAACAAAAUUAGUGUAUAUAAUCGCAAAAAGGGACACCUAGAUGUUCUAUUCUCCACUUCCAUAUUCUUUUCAUUCAGACCCAAGCAUCUGCUGGCGAUCGUU